Ixodes scapularis (black-legged tick) is the source of this 697-nucleotide messenger RNA. RefSeq lists its product as uncharacterized. NCBI's taxonomy places the organism in Eukaryota, Metazoa, Arthropoda, Arachnida, Ixodida, Ixodidae. The transcript is spliced from 3 exons. The coding region runs from base 218 to 652 and encodes 144 amino acids. The record is from RefSeq and is a predicted model, not a curated record.
UCUUUCGCUACCGCGCCUAUUCAAAUCGAUCAAUUUGAUCGACGCACUUCCAGUUCAAAUUUUCGCGCGCUCGCGCGGUUUACGGGCGCCUAGCGCCAUCUAGGUUAGAAAGUGGGAAACACACAACGUGCUCCGCUAUGUUUUGUUAGUUUCCUGCUUUGCGGCGCUCCUCCCCGCGUCGCAAAAAGUUUAGCUUUGACGGGCGAGCGCUUCGAUCAUGGCGUCGUCAUCGUGCGCGGGCGCUCCCAAAAGAUGUCGUGCUUCUGGCCUUUCGAGCUCUUUAGGAGCCGAUUUUGCGGAUGCAAUCAGCAGUAGUGAGACUGAAGAUGAUGUGGACACAUCAGAUUUCAGCACCGAUGACGAGGAUGCACCAACUCAAGCCGGAACAUCCAGCGGGGUCUCAACGUCAUACGGACAUGAUUCCUUGCCAGCAGCUGUGAAGCGCGUACAGUUUUUUCCUAAACGAAACCCGGGAGUCAAAGUUGGCGGCGCGGUCCGGAGUAGCGCACGGCGGUUCGUCCGGGCCGUCGAUGUCUUCCAACUCUUCUUCACCGCAGAGCUAAUCAACAUGAUCUUGUCAUGGACCCGGAGAAGACUGACGCUGUCCGCGAUGGCAAGCUGCACAGGAUCACACAUCUGCUGCAACAUAUGAAUGACGUGUCAUGUCAGCAUUUCCAGCCAUACCGAAAUUUGUGCG